Messenger RNA from Sphaerulina musiva SO2202, 507 nucleotides. RefSeq lists its product as uncharacterized. NCBI's taxonomy places the organism in Eukaryota, Fungi, Ascomycota, Dothideomycetes, Mycosphaerellales, Mycosphaerellaceae. The annotation marks the transcript as partial. The transcript has 4 exons. The record is from RefSeq and is a predicted model, not a curated record. Gene Ontology annotation, biological process: mycotoxin biosynthetic process.
AACAUCGUGGGGUUCAAAGAACUGUCCUUUGUCAAUCCUCUCCAGCCAAAGAAGGACCUUUCGACGUGGGAGGUCUGGCUGGAUGAGCCUCAAUGGGUCGGACCACCAAGAGCAGAAAUCGACCAGGCCUGGAAGGACUUGUUGUCCGUUACUACGUUCAAUCGGUCUAGUGCCGCGUCCAAGUAUGCAGAUGGAAAUGCAUACCAAUACUCGGAUGGCAAGUACAUCAUGGGCUUUGAGGUAUACCAUGGUCUCCAUUGCGUAGACACUCUACGAAAAUUCCUCUGGCCCGACCACUACAAACAGACGGAUCCUGAGGAUCAACUAGAGUUGCACAAGCAGCAUUGCGUCGACUACCUGCGACAAUAUGUGCAAUGCAACGCAGACUUGUCCCCCAUGUGGGCACAUUGGAACGAUGUGUAUGGGCUUGUCGUUACGCCUUACACGCCACAUACGUGCCGCGAUUUCGAUGCAUUGCAUCGUUGGAUUGUGGACGGAGAUGAAUGA